Molecule: messenger RNA, 2797 nt
Organism: Mizuhopecten yessoensis (Yesso scallop)
Lineage: Eukaryota; Metazoa; Mollusca; Bivalvia; Pectinida; Pectinidae
Product: peptidylprolyl isomerase domain and WD repeat-containing protein 1-like
Exons: 17
Coding region: 7-1857 (616 amino acids)
Biological process (GO): protein peptidyl-prolyl isomerization
Molecular function (GO): protein binding; peptidyl-prolyl cis-trans isomerase activity
Source: RefSeq, a predicted model, not a curated record
UCAACAAUGGCCGAAAGCGGUAAGCGUGAUAUCGACGAAGUGGAAGAAGAUGACGAUGAAUGGGUCGGUCCCAUGCCGGAAGAGGCAAUCAAGACAAAAAAGAGAAAGGUGCUUGAGUUUGAAAAAAUAUACCUAGAAAACAUGCCAAAUGCUGAGUCCUACGAGAAAAGUUUCAUGCACAGAGAUGUUGUUACUCAUGUGGCAGUAUCAAAAACUGGGUUUAUCAUUACUGCUAGCUGUGAUGGACAUGUUAAAUUCUGGACCAAAAAUGAAGAUGCAGGCAUUGAGUUUGUCAAGCAUUUCAGGAGCCAUUUAGGGACAAUUGAGGACAUGUCUGUGAGCAGCCCUGGAGAUCUCUGCUGUACAAUAUCUGAUGAUAAAUCUGCGAAAGUGUUUGACGUGGUAAAUUUUGAUAUGAUUAACAUGGUGAAGCUGGACUAUGCCCCACAUACCUGUGGCUGGAUCUAUGCCUCUGGGGAUCCGGUCUCCGCCCUUGCUGUGUCAGAGAAGGAAACAGGUACCAUACACAUAUAUGAUGGCCGGGGAACAAACACUCCACUGCACAUUCUCUCGAGCAUGCAUUCAUCGCCUGUGAUGUUGAUCAGGUAUAACCCUGUGUAUGAGGUGGCAGUGUCUGCUGACAAGGACGGUAUGCUGGAGUACUGGGCCGGUCCUAAAUACGACUUCAAGUUCCCAAAGAAUGUACAAUGGAAGUACAAGACUGAUACAGAUCUUUAUAUAUUUGCUCAGAACAAGACUAUUCCUAGUGAUGUCAGUUUUUCUCCAGAUGGCAAACUGAUGGCCUCUAUAGCAAAGGAUCGAAAGGUCAGAAUCUUCAAAUUUCUAACAGGAAAAUUAUCCAAAGUUUUGGAUGAAUCUCUCAAGCAGUUUACAGAACUACAACAGAUGAAGCAGCAGUUGCCUAACAUGGAAUUUGGACGUCGUCUGGCAGUAGAGCGAGAAUAUGAGAAAACAGAAUCCUGUCACAGGUGUAGCAUAAUUUUUGAUGAGAGUGGACAUUUUGUACUUUAUGCUACUAUGCUAGGAAUCAAAGUGAUUAACCUGCACACAAACAGAUGUGUAAGAAUGCUGGGGAAGAAAGAGAAUGCACGCUUUAUGGCACUCAGCAUGUUCCAAGGCACAGGCAAAAAACGAAAGGCGGCAGUAGAUGUUGAAAUGGCAGCCUCCGAAAACCCGAUUCUACAGACCGUCAACCUCGACCCUAUACUCUUUUGUACAGCCUUCAAGAAAAACAGGUUUUACCUUUUUUCACACAGGGAACCUGAUGACAUCAAAAGCUCAGAAACAGAAAGAGAUGUGUUCAAUGAGAAACCAUCAAAAGAGGACAUGGUGUCUGCCACUCAGGACAUGUCGUACACACGGGUGUCAGAGAACUGUACCAUCCACACAACAAUGGGCGACAUCCAACUCAAAUUGUUUGCAAAGGAGUGUCCAAAGACAGUGGAGAAUUUUUGUGUUCAUGGAAAGAAUGGUUACUACAAUGGUCACAUAUUCCACAGGGUCAUCAAGGGCUUUAUGUUACAGACGGGGGACCCGGAGGGAAAUGGUACCGGUGGCGAGGCAAUAUGGGGAGGAGAGUUUGAGGAUGAGUUUCACCCUUCAUUGCGACAUGAUAGACCGUACACAGUGAGCAUGGCAAAUGCUGGACCUAACACCAAUGGUUCCCAAUUCUUCAUCACAGUCUGUCCCACUCCCUGGUUGGACAAUAAACACACAGUAUUUGGCCGUGUGGUGAAGGGCAUGGAAGUCGUACAGAACAUCGGAAAUGUAAAGACAAACCCAAAAACGGACAAACCUCAUGAUGACAUCCGAAUCAUCAGUUUUACCAUUAAAUAGUGACACGGACAUUUUGAAAUCUUAAUCCUCAUACUGUGAUGUUUCAGUCAAGAGAAUAUGAUGGAUAAAAAAAAGCUGUCAAAUGGGAUUUACAAGGAAUCAUUUACCAAUUUCUUUCAUGCAACAUGUUGUUGCAACAAAAUGUAAAGUAACAUCAUCUUACUAUAUUAUUACACUGUAUUGUGCAACAAUGGAUAAGAGAUGUGAUGGAACAGAGAGGCCUAUAGCCUUUAUGAAUGGAAUUAUAAUCCAAUAAGCUGUGAAUAGUAAAACAUUACAGGUGAGUCUCGUUAAUCCAUCCACCAUCAGCUGUGUAUAAUAUUACAUUAUAGGUGAGUCUCGUUAAUCCACCCACCAUCAGCUGUGUAUAGUAUUACAGGUGAGUCUCGUUAAUCCACCCACCAUCUGCUGUGUAUAGUAUUACAGGUGAGUCUCGUUAAUCCACCCACCAUCAGCCAGUGUCUCUGUAUUCAGUUCGGAUAUUUACUGUGUCCCAACAGUCCUGCCAUCUCACCUGUACACACAUUUUUGACAUUACUUUCCUCGUGUGAACAAUCCAGCCAUCUCAUCUAUACAUGAUUUCUAUUCACUGUUUUUGAAAAUAUGAUUUAAUUGAUUAAGUGAGUAUUCUCUCAAGUAUAUAGUAUAACUCACUGAAUUCAAUUAAGUUUAUAAUUAUCAAAGCUGGAUAUCAAAAUGCCUUAUUAUCAGCUCAUUUGUGAUAGGAUUAGGGAGAAUCAACUGUUCUGUGAUGCUUUUCCCAAUAACGAGGAGCAAAAAUUACUAUCUCAGAUUUGUUGAGCUGCAAUUUAGUAAAAUAACAAGAAAAUUACCUGGGUGACUGGUGUUUCACUUCAAGACAUCUUCUUUUUCAAUUUGUAUAUAUAUUUUUUUUUUUUAGGUCACCUGAGCUUUGCUCAAGUGACCUAUUCCAAUCGCU